Messenger RNA from Anopheles arabiensis, 842 nucleotides. RefSeq lists its product as uncharacterized. Bases 426 to 803 code for a protein of 125 amino acids. NCBI's taxonomy places the organism in Eukaryota, Metazoa, Arthropoda, Insecta, Diptera, Culicidae. Gene Ontology annotation, biological process: neuropeptide signaling pathway. The transcript is spliced from 2 exons. Gene Ontology annotation, molecular function: neuropeptide hormone activity. The record is from RefSeq and is a predicted model, not a curated record.
UUCACCUAUCUGUACGUCACGCCUAUGUAGGUUUGGAUUUGUUAUUGGUAGGGCCGGUGAUGUUGCCAUCAUCAGUUUGGUCUUUGCCUAGUUUAUCUGAAAUCCGAGGUUCUCCGAGGAUCAGUUGAGCUGAUCGGACAAUGUUAGAAGUCAUGAUAAUAAGACGAAUAUAUCAUAUGUUAAAGAUCUUCUACGAACUAUUGGCAAACAUAAUCAAUCAAGUGUGAAAAGCUUAGAAGUUCGAUCAAUGUAUUGACAUUACGAUCUAUUAAGUGAUAUUACGCCAUUAUUUGUCAUUUUUAGUCAAUUGGUCAUCGCUGUUUGUCCUUGAACAAUAUCCAGUUGCAAUUUUCUUGAUCGCAAUUUAAUAGCUUGACAAGUAUGUUAUUCUCACUAACGAUCAUGUUGGUUGACUAUAAAUACCGAUGAACACCCCUCGAAACAACACAACCAGCCCAGCUACCAGCAGCUUAACCAACCACCCAACCCAGCUCACCAACCCAACUCAACCCACAACAAUGAAGGCUACUCUGUUCUUCCUGGUCGUCGUCCUGUGCGUCGUGGCUAUCUCUGCCAACAGCAGUGAGCAGCAUGGCAAGGGACAGGGCAAGGGCAAAGGAAAGGAACAAGCUUCCGCUGGAGCUGCCGAUGGCUCGAAAGUAGGCGUUGGCAACGGCAAGGGCAAGGGACAGGAGAAGGGCGACGCUGCAUCCCGUGCUGAGGCUGGUCGUGCCCACGCUCAGAAUGGAGGAAAGGGCCUGGAGAAGGCCAAGGAGCACGGAAAGGGCAAGGGAAAGAACUGAACGGAACAUACGGAAAUAAAAUGAUACAUUAUAGCUAAA